ACCCACCUCUUCCACUAGGCUGUCUCCGGGAGUCAGGUUUUGUUCUCUUGGGUACCACAACCAAAGGGCAAGAAGAUCGCUCGAGAAAAAAAAGUCGGAACCUCCGCGCCACCCAGCCUCGAUCGUCUUUAAAUUACAUAGACAGACCUGAUUUCAGCACUGCGGGAACUAACAGCUCCAGCACACUGAUCUUUUUUUUUUUUUAUUAUUAAAUAUUUUGUCAACGCCGAAAGACUAACGCUUCUAUGCGCGAACAACGAUAGCCACCGAAAAACCGCCUGUUCAUCAGAGCUGAGCUGUCCAGACAUUCGACAAAUUUAUUUUUAUUUUUCUGACAUACAAAACGUCACAAAGAGUUAAUCUCUUGGACAAUACCGAAAACCGUUAACUUUAAUUUAUUUAAUAAUGGCGUCCAAGAGCAUUGGGUUUUUCAUUUUUGUCCAGAUUAUCAACCUAAGUCUGUAUCAGAUGUCUGCGUUUCCCACACCUGAAUCGGCGGACGAUAAAGCUGUUUACAACAGACGACUGAGUGAAGAGAGACCAUUAGAGGAACAGAUCGCAGAAGCCGACGGCGGGAGCAAAAUAGAAACCAUAGACAACAAACAAGAUUCAGAUCAUACGGAGGCAAGAACAGUCCCAGAUAACGACGAUUUUAUUCUACUCAAGUCGUUAGCUGCUGGGUCAAAGGACCCAAGUAACGAGACAAUCAAUGCCGAGAAACCGAAUACUCAGUACGUCCCUGACGAUUCAGACUCCACCAAGAACAGGAGACUGGCGGAGGAUUACGACUCCACCAAAACAGGCACAGACUACAAGUACCCAGACGACCCGGAGAGUUUCCGCCAAGUGGACGGGACCCCAUUAACGGCGGAGGACAUCGUCCAGAAGAUAGCCACCAAAAUCUAUGAAGAGGACGACAGAGGGGUGUUUGACAGGAUUGUGUCCAAACUCCUAAAACUUGGACUGAUCACGGACAGCCAGGCCGACACCCUGGAGUACGAGGUGGCCGAGGCUCUACAGGAGCUCAUCACCAAAAACGCCAAGAAUGAGGUCGAUGACCUCAGCAUGGACUACCCUCCCUCCAGGGGUGACGAGGGGGUGGAGCAGAACCCUGAUGCCAACAUGAAAGUGGCUGAGAAACAGGAAGUGAAUGAGACGCCCAGUAGGAAGUACAAGGAGGAGCAGGCGGGGAUGGGCAGUGAUGACACAGUGGACAGAUCCUGGGCCACAAACAGCGAGGAUGGCCUGCAGGACCUGCAAUACUUCCCAAACUUCUAUAGUCUCCUCAAAAGCCUUAACACAGAGAAAGACGCAGAAGAAAGAGAGACCCUGAUCACCAUAAUGAAGACCCUGAUUGACUUUGUGAAAAUGAUGGUGAAAUAUGGCACGAUCACACCUGAGGAAGGCGUGGCUUACCUGGAGAACCUGGACACCAUGAUUGCCGUUCAGACAAAGAGCAAACUGGGCAAGACUCUGGAUGUGCCAGAUGUCAAGCUGCCGGCAGGGAAGAUCAGCGAUGAGGUGGACAACACCAAGGAGGCGGCGGCCAAAAUGCAGAAAGAGUACGAGUCUGUGAAGGACUCCACCAAGAGUGCACAGGUGGCCACAGAGACCGGCCAGUCUGGGAAGUCAAACACCUAUCUGGAGGCAAUCAGGAAGAAUAUUGAGUGGUUAAAGAAGCACAACAAAGAUGGCAAGCAAGAGGAGUAUGACCUAUCUAAGCUGAGGGACUUCAUGAACCAGCAGGUGGACUCGUACAUCGAUCGUGGGAUUCUGCCCAAGGACGAGGGUGAGGUCAUCAAGAGGAUCUACGGCAGCCUGUAGGGACCAACCCUACAAACAAAACCCUGCCCGAACAUCGCACAAACCGGCUCUGUAGUCACUCGUGAUGACGUUAUUUAGAAUGAAUCCCUUUUUCUCCACUGUAGUUCACACUUCCCUGCAAUUAUACAGGGUAAUCCACCCACUCUACCAAAAAUAUAGUCCAAACUUUUCAGACGUUUAUCAAGCCCCUCAUCCCCACUCCUGAGUGCAUUUCUCACAUACGUCCAAAUGUCUCACUUAAUUUCACAGUUCAUUGCUUUAUUAAAAACAAUAUUUAAACAACAAUGGUAAUAUAAAAAUAGACACAUUUAACGGUAAUAUUAGUAAUAAACAAGGCAUUUCUCAGAAUGCCUCUUAUGCCCUUAUUCAGCAGUUCUUGAAAGGCUCUCUUGAAAGCAGUGCCCUGUAAUCAGCACCAACUAGUCAGGAAAGCACUUGUGCUUCUGCGAUUUUCAGCCCACCAACACAAUUACAUCCAUUGAACCUACUAGCUCUUGAAAAAGAAAUGACAGCCAUUACAACAACCAAACAUAUCCACACUAAAUGACAGAAAUAGGAUGAAAUCCAUUUUGCUUGGUUAGAGAAUAGAUGACAGAUCGUAGAGCUUUCAGAUAUUGUAGAGUGCAAUAGAUUUUCUUUUUCUCUUUAAAAAUACUACAAAAUGUAACCAUUACAUGUAACCUGUCAUAGACUAAGUCACUAUUUUAGUUUUUGCUUUGUGUGUGUAAUCUGUUGUACUUUUGAUUCUGCCAAAAAGAGAUGACGUUUGUGUUUCUGUUGUCAUUUAACAUGACUGUAUGUUUUGUUUGGUUUCUGUUAGACAUAUUUGAUUAGUGAGAAGACCUCCAAGCUCCUAGAGGGCACUGGUGUCACUCCUCUCUGUACUUGUGACUACUCCUUUUUCCACCCUGCAUGUUCCAGAGCAUUUACAACGUGCAUCCAUAUGUUGUGGAUUUACAGGAGACACAAAGACAAAGUAUUUUUGAGUGUAAAUAUUUGUGAACUUUUUUCAGAAUGUAAAAGCAAUUAAAAACAUUGCCUUUCUUUA
Molecule: messenger RNA, 2872 nt
Organism: Anguilla rostrata (American eel)
Lineage: Eukaryota; Metazoa; Chordata; Actinopteri; Anguilliformes; Anguillidae
Product: secretogranin-3-like
Exons: 12
Coding region: 406-1824 (472 amino acids)
Biological process (GO): protein localization to secretory granule
Cellular component (GO): secretory granule membrane
Source: RefSeq, a predicted model, not a curated record